GAGGUGGCGCCAUUCUUUGCGCACCCGGCACCUCCGGCUUAGGGAAGGUGGAGCUGCGGAGCAGGGCGAGGACCGGGUCCGCCUCCGCCACUGCCGGGAAUAGGGACGCGCCGCGGCAGCUCCUGGGGCCAUGGAAGAGUUUCACCCCCAUAACGACGAGAUGACCUUCAAUGCUGAAGAAGCGCACAGUAUUAUUAAAGAUUGCAUAGAAGGUGUUCUGGGCAAGGCAGAUUACAAUCACGACAAUGUCAAUCAGUGGACUGCAGCUAUAGUAGAGCAAUCUUUAACACAACUGGUAAAACUGGGGAAAACGUACAAGUACAUUGUAACCUGUGCAGUGAUGCAGAAGUGUGGAGCUGGUCUGCAUACAGCAAGCUCAUGUUUUUGGGAUACCACAACUGAUGGUACCUGCACAGUACGAUGGGAAAACCGAACUAUGAACUGCAUCGUUAAUGUCUUUGCUGUAGCCAUUAUUCUGUAGCAAACUGGACAAAUCGCACUAAGUUAUGCCAAAGCCUUUAAGAACAAAACUAUCAAAUUACUUAUAGUACAUUGUAAGAAUUAUUAGAUAAAACUAUAUUUAUGCACUAAAGAGAGAGCAGGAAAUGUGCUUUUUUAAAAAAGUCUGCACUAUAUAUAUAUAUAAUAGUAAAGUGUAAUCGUUCGGCUUUGCCAGCUGGCAGCUUGCUAGAGACCAGCUGUAAAAGAAAAAGGACAAUGUUUUGAGCAUUCUAGGACUGUGGUUCUCUCUGCUCCCCACCCUGCAAGCAGUGAUGGAAAAAUUACAUAAAAAUAAGAAAAUGCAUGUUUGCCCCCACAUUACCACUGACACUUCAUACACAGCAGCUUAAGAUAAAUGUAAUCAGUAAGGGGGAAGAGAAUAUUAUUUGCUACACACAUAUAUAAUUGGUUCUGAGUUAUGAAAGUUGAUGCCUUAGAAUAGUGGCUUUAAACCUGUGUUCCAAGGAAUCCUUGCAUUCCCAUCUGUGCUGCUUCAGUAUAAUGGCCGAUCUCUGCCCCCUGAAAACUAGAGUUGUGAGAGUGUGUUGUUUGCUGUAAUGCGCACACUCAUUUGACGCAGUGCAACAGCUACAAGAUAGAGUCGCAUGCGCACAAACCAGAACAUAAUUCCAGCAUGAAUAGGUCCCACAGCAGGUGAAAAAAGUUCCCUGGAAGCUGUAAGUUUGAAAUCCACUGCUGCUUAGACUAUUAGUGUUUGUGAUUUAUAAUGCAUAGUAAAUUAAGCGGGGGGGGGGGGGGAGCAGAAAAACCCAACAAGUUGUAAAAUAAUAUUUUCAUCUUUUAGGCACAAAAUUUAUAAAGGCCAAAGUACAUACUUUUCUCAUACAGGGUAUGAAUGUCCAGCAAAAGAAUGUAUUUUUCAUGCUGUAAGACUGUGCUUAAGCUUACACUGUGGCACAAUUCUUAAGGCACAUUCAUCAAAGUAGGGAAAUUGUAUUAAAACAUUCUGCAACGUUUGGUUCGGUUAUUGGUGCACUAACAAAUAUUUGGUGCGUCAGCACAAAAUCACAAACCGGAAGCAUUAAUGUAACCUUUACAGGCAGAUAAUACAUGUGCAAAUACUUUAGGAUAUUAAAAGUUUAGCAAUGCUCUCGUGAUACCAUUUUAUUGCAUAUCUCCCAGGCAGGACCAGCCUUUGGCUAUUCAGAUUCUUGAAGAGUUGUGCUUGCUUAUUUCAAACUAUAUAAAAGUAAUGUUUCAUAUGUAGCACUUGGAAAUAGAAUAAUUUGAAAUGGGGACUUGCCUAUGUUUUAAGGUGCACUUACUUAGGCUGUAGGUAUGUUACUUACAGAAUAAUUAACUGGCUACACUCCUUACUUCCUAGUAGUGGUCAUAGCGUUAGACCAUAAAUCCUUGCUAUUUAUGUUAUUAGUUAAAAUAAUUCUACAAUCCUAUGCUUACUUGAGAGAAAAUUGCAUUGAAGAGAGUGGAACUUACUUCUGAGUAAACAUGCAAGGAAUCAACAGUAUGCUUCAUGCUUCCUAGAUCUACCUAAAUUAGAAAAUUAUCCGCUUCAGUCAAGUGGGUAAUCCAAAUAACUUGAAGAACCACCCCAGCAAAUAUUAAGUACCUUUGCAAAUACGUUUAGUAUAUGGGAUUCUAUUUUUUCAUUAAAAGUUACAUUGUUUUGCAGUUAUUUAUGUACCUAGUAGAACUUGAAGCUAUACUGUUGCAUUAAGCAUUUUUGCCUUUUGUCAGCACUGCAACAAGCUGGUUUCAGUUGCAGUUUAUGUUUAGAUUUUUUUUUUAUCAUUGCAAUGGUUUUGCUUUGAAUUACUUUAACAUUAUAAUAUGUAAAGCACCAAAGGUCUCGCUGUUUUUUGGUUAAUAAAGUUGCAUAUUUAA
Lacerta agilis (Sand lizard) is the source of this 2367-nucleotide messenger RNA. RefSeq names its product dynein light chain Tctex-type 3 (gene DYNLT3). Gene Ontology annotation, cellular component: cytoplasmic dynein complex; cytoplasm; kinetochore. Gene Ontology annotation, molecular function: dynein intermediate chain binding. The transcript has 5 exons. The coding region runs from base 131 to 481 and encodes 116 amino acids. Gene Ontology annotation, biological process: microtubule-based movement. The record is from RefSeq and is a predicted model, not a curated record. Lineage: Eukaryota; Metazoa; Chordata; Lepidosauria; Squamata; Lacertidae.